GUCUCUAUACCACUCUUCCUCUCAAACUUUUCGUUCGUUUUCUUCCCCUUCAGGCUUCAAUGACUUGUUAAGUUUUUCGUAUUUUUAUCUCCCUGAAAAGCUUCUCCUUCUUGAUCUCUUUCUCUUCCUCCACAUAUAGAGCCUGAGAAAUGGCCGUGGAGCUCUUGCACUUCCCCAAGUCAAUGGACGACCAGACGGCUAUUCAAGAAGCUGCGUCUCAAGGCAUCAAGAGCAUGGAGCACCUGAUCCGCCUCUUGUCUCACCAGCCAAAUCACUCCGACUGCACGGAUAUCACGGACCGCACCGUUUCCAAGUUCAAAAAAGUCAUUUGUCUCCUGAACCGGACCGGCCACGCCCGGUUCAGACGCGGACCCGUUCACUCCUCUUCUUCUCCUUCGUCCUCAUCCUCGUCCGCCUCUAUCUUUGUCCCUCACUCACAGACCCUAACCCUAGCUCCCACUCCGAUCACUUCUAAGCCCACCUUGCCUCCGGCGCCGAUCGUAACUCCGGUGGCCUUACAUCAGGCUCCGAUCCUUUCUCAGCCGAACUUCCUUCCCUCUCAGCCUCAGACCGUGACACUUGACUUCACAAAACCUAAUGGUUUUUCCUCAAGCUCUAAGGCCACCGAGCUCGAGUUCACGAAGGAGACCUUCAGCGUCUCGUCGAGCUCAUCUUUCAUGUCUUCGGCAAUCACCGGAGACGGCAGCGUCUCGAACGGGAAGCUAGGGUCCUCGAUCUUAGCAGCUCCUGCGCCGGCAGGUUCGGGGGGCAAGCCGCCGCUCUCGAUGGCGCCGUACAAAAAGAGGUGCCACGAGCACUCCGACAAUCUCUCCGGCAAAUUAUCCGGCUCCGGUAGCAAGUGCCACUGCUCUAAGAGAAGGAAAAAUCGUGUGAAGAAAACAAUCAGAGUCCCAGCAAUAAGUUCAAAAAUCGCCGAUAUUCCACCAGAUGAAUACUCUUGGAGGAAAUACGGUCAGAAACCGAUCAAGGGAUCGCCCUACCCACGUGGAUAUUACAAGUGUAGCACGCUAAGGGGCUGCCCGGCGAGAAAACACGUGGAGAGAGCUCCGGACGAUCCGACGAUGCUGAUCGUAACCUACGAGGGGGAGCACCGUCACUCUGGUACACCCGGGGUGCAGGAGAACGUGGGUGCCGGUGUAGGGAUGGUCUUUGAGUCAACCUGAAAAAAAAAGAAAAUAAAGGCAGUCAGUAAAGCGACGUAGACUUUCGUAAUUUCGAGGUAGUGGGAGGACUGGAUUGUAAAUUGAUUCCUUUUUUUUUUUUUCCUUUUUAAUUUUGUCGUUGCUGUAUUUUUAAACAAGAUAACUUCAGUGGAUGUCGAAAUGGAAUCUCAUCAAUCGGUUUAAUUUAUUUA
Carya illinoinensis is the source of this 1375-nucleotide messenger RNA. Its product is annotated as probable WRKY transcription factor 11. The coding region runs from base 150 to 1184 and encodes 344 amino acids. The record is from RefSeq and is a predicted model, not a curated record. Gene Ontology annotation, molecular function: DNA-binding transcription factor activity; sequence-specific DNA binding. The transcript is spliced from 3 exons. NCBI's taxonomy places the organism in Eukaryota, Viridiplantae, Streptophyta, Magnoliopsida, Fagales, Juglandaceae. Gene Ontology annotation, biological process: regulation of DNA-templated transcription.